AUUAUGGAUGCUGUAAACGAAUUAUGUGCGAAAUUUAAUCCAUUACUAACAUCUAACUACUGCUCAGACAACAGGCUCACAGCUGCUAUUCGAGAAGAUUAACAUAGACUAAAGCCUACUCUACUUAUUCGUGUGUAAGUUGUAUUUAAGCAUUGAAAGAAGGCUGAUUGUUGCGGGGAGUUUAAAAAUGUCCCGUGAUUAGUCCCCGUUUUCCCAAAGUGUUUGUGCGUAUCAGGGCUAAAUUACAGUUUAAAUGUUUAUACACAUCCGACUAUAACUUGUCAAUCUCGGAUCAUCUAAAAAAUAUUAAUUAACAUGACAGAUGGUCUAACCGCUGAGAAGUUAGCAGAGAUAAAGAAUUACGAAGAGCAAAUGUUUGAUUACUUCUCUCAUUAUUCCACAAAAUUACGCGAAUGGUAUGCUAAUGGUGGAGAACAGUCAGAAGAAUAUAAGAUUCAGUGCAACAAACUUAAUGAAGAGUACCAUAGAUACCUGAAAUAUGCUCAGAGAUUGCGAAGUAUGACGGUGUCUGGAUAUGACUGUUGUCAGCAAGCAGCACCUGAGGUAGUCUUCCAUCAAGCUCUUCCAGACCAAAUUCAGGAUCUAACCAAUACUGGUGCUGAUAAUUCAAACCCUGUGUACACUGCCUCCGCUGCCGCUGACUACACGCGUUACUAUCAAAAUAUGAUAAACUACUUUAAUAAUCUCUUGGCUUCUGUACAACAGAGUGAUUCUAAUUGCGCUGAAAGUUCAGAUGACGAAAACCUGGAUGGCAAAGAAGUUAAAUCCUUAGCACAUGCUGGGUGCGAUAACUAUACAUCCCAGCUCGCGAAGGGAACAGAAAUGACUGUGAAUGACAACUCCACUGUGCUAGACCCUUGUUCUGACCCCAACGCUGUUAUGAAGGAAUAUUUUGACCGUUAUGUUGAAGCCGGAGAGUGGGACUGGGCGUCUUGGAACAACUAUCUCAGUUGGAUUGCACGCACGAAUCCUCAAUGGUAUGAGAUUUUCGUAAAUUUAAGCCGAGGACUGGGAAUAGACUGGAAUGACAUGUAUGAAAAAUGGGCAUAUUCGGUUUCUGGAGAUUCCAGCUGUCAAAAACCACCAUUCGCGCUUCAUUACUCUAAUACGACUUCUGCAUCCCUUAACCACUGCCAAGUCAGAAACACCUCAUCUCAUAUUAGUUCUGAGGAAGAUGCCAGUGAAGAUAAUGAAAACGACUGGACUUACUGUUCAACUUGUGACCAAAACUUUGGUACUGAACGUGCAUUUACACUGCACUUACGUGGUAUCAUGCAUACACAAAGAAUUCUUCAAUCCAGUGAAAUGUAUGAAGCUGAUUUUGCUGUUCCUGAGGAAAACUGGGAGACAAAACACCAUAAGUGGCUAAAAUCUCAGUAUCUUAACAAUGGUCAUUCUGUUGUGGGGUUUUCUGGUUCCUUCUUUUGUGAGUUGUGCGAAGUAGAAUUCCCGUCCCAUAAAUCACUUGGUUCACAUCUUAAUGGACGUCGACAUCAAGAGAAUGUUUCUAUUUACGAAUCAACUGGUGACCGUUCUUUGUUGAAGGGCAAGCGUAAGGCACCAGUUAAAGUCUCAGCUAAAAUACAACCUUUGCUGGAUGUGUGUACACAACCGUUAAUUGGUCUCAACUAUUUGAUUGAGUACCAGGUCCAGGAAUUAGACGAAUGUCUGUACAUGUGUAGUCUUUGUAACCGGUGGUUACCACGGAAAUCGGUGAUUGGCCACUUGUGCAGUGUCGUCCACAGAAAAACAUAUCUUAAUACAUAUUAUUUACCUCUGUUUAGGAUUACUGAUCGUGAUUAUAGUGAUAGAUCACUUCAAGCAUGUAGACUGGAAGUAUAUGCUCGUAAGAUUGAGGAUUUUGAAGGUAGAAAACGUCUUAUUAUCAAACAGCACUCUGUAACUGAUCUCGAUCUUCAAAGUGAAAUUAUACACCUGAUACAAGAACACAGUGAGGCACGUCUUUUAAAAGAAAAAAAACUUUCUAGAUCACCUCAUUCCGUAGGUGAUCAAUCCGUGUGUGAUACUUCAGUUUCAGCUGAUCUUGAAGAAGGCGAGAUAAGAGAGGAUUCUUCUGAUGAAGAAACAGCAGUUAGUGAAGAAGCGGUAGGCUCUCCAGAUUCCAAUUCAAGUUUCUAUACUCGUUAUAAUGUUAUCUUGAAGUCUAUUGAUAAAAAGAGAAAUAAUGAUACAAAUGAUGAUACAAAAAAACUCAACAUUAAAUCUCAAUUCGUUAUGAAUGUUAUGGCAUCCAAAAACAAAGUUGAACGGCUUGAUGGUGAAUCUACGGAUGAAACAACUAUCACGGAUGAUGAUUGCGAAAAAUACAUCAUGGAUUUAGAGGAGAAAGGUUUGUUGCGACUAAAGGCAAAGAGGUCAAACUGUAAAGUGCGAAAGGACUCCGUUUACACAGAUCAAUUCACAAAGGAAGUUGAUUGGGUCUUGGAGAAAUUGAAGAUUUCAAAAUGCAAACAUGAAGAAAAUAUACGACAGACAGCUGCUGACGUAUCUGCUGCAGCCAGAAUAAAAGCUGCUAAAUUACCAAAUCCAGAGAAUUUCACAGUUCACCAGCAUGUAUUUAUACACAAUUCCUCUUUUUAUCAUUAUUACGAUAAAUCUAGAUCUGAAAACAAUGUAAUGUUACCAUCUCUAACAGCGCCAUUAGGACCAGUAGCGCCUGUGUGCAUGAACUACAACUAUCCACCACCAAAUAAUACUGAUAAUUCAAAUGAGAGUAAGAAAAUCGCUGGUGAAACCAAUGAUCGAAUCGCUCUAUCCAGCAGUGCAUUUAAUGUUAUAUUGUCAGCUAUCGAUGCCUUAAAGUCUUCUGGUCAGUUACCUAAUGGAGUAAAUCUGACUUUAAAGCAAAGUAAUAAAAGUCCGCAGAAAAAUAUCACUUCCAACCAACCAACAGUUGUUAGACGAAAUCAUCAGUUCAACUUAUCUUUGCACAGUCAAAUAUCAGAAGAACCCAAACAAACAAUGCAUUGUAAGUUCGUGUUAUUUUCUGUAUUUUAAUUCAGUUAUGCAAGUUAUUCAUAACUUGAAUCCACCAUUUAGAUUUAAAAUAAUUUUAUCAAUAACAAGGUCUAAACAAAAAUAAGCUAACGUGAAUAAGAUUUAGCUAAUCAGAAUAUUUAAGUGGUGGUUUGCAACGAUUUGAUUUGAUCGGUUACGGGAUUUCAUCGUCAGCUGACUUCACUUUGAAAGCGUGGGAGUACUGGACAGCUGUUUCCUCCUAGUUUGGGACUCUUCGUCGGUACGCACCCACCGGGGAUCGAACUCCGGUUACAAGGUAUGCCGGUGUCAAUUAGCAGUACAUCUGCAGUUAUGACUACGCCGUACCCCAACCCUCCUGCUAAUAAUGUUUCAGCACCAACAAAUUAUGAAUCAGUUCACUGUCGUUCACGUUCUCCACAAGAUGUGAGAGGAUGCACUGAGAAUCAACAGGUUCCGACACCUUCACUUAGUCGACAUAUGCUAAACAAUGUUUCUUUCAAGUCACUCGUCAACACCCAAGAUCCAUCCAAUGAAAUGCAUCAACAAGCACUAAACUGUACAAGAGAUGAUGAAAAAAUGUUCGAUGCAUACAGCAUCUUUUCAAAACUCUCUGAACGUAAAGAAGCUCAAAAGCAAAGUUGGAUUAAAACUCCAAGGUAUUUCAAACGUGGUGGUAUGCGGAAUGAAGGAGAUCAUGGAUCGACACCCACAUCUCAGUUUAACAGUGGAAGAAGACUGUCAGCUAUUGCCGACUUCUUAGGUGUUAACGAACCACCCACUGAAAGAAAAAGAAUUGCGUCAUCGAAUCAAUUAGAUAAUGGUCUAAUCACCACUCAACCCCAUCUAGUUUAUUCUUCAAGUAACGUGCCUGCUUACCCGACCACACACAAUAUCCAGGUUCCUUGUCAAAAUACUCCUUCGUUUCCUUAUAAUAUAAUGAAUAUCAGAGGACCUUCUCCUUCUGUUGUUGCUCGUGAUUCUUAUCCAACCUCCAUUUAUCACCCACGUACUGGUUAUGGAUCUACUUGGCCAAUUCAUGCUAAUGCUAAUUUUUCAGCAUCAAAUCUCUCACGAACAUUGGAGUUGAUUAACCAUAAUUCUUUUUUCCGACAGUGACUCAAAUUCACUGACUUAUUUUCCCAACGCGAUAUACGAAUUGACCAAUGCUUUUGUACAUUAAAUGAUUACUGAAACUGUUAAAUAGUUAUGUACAUACAAAUGAAUAUAUAUAUAUAUAUAUAUAUAUAUAUAUAUAUGCUAAAUUUUGUGAAGUAAUCUCCUACUAUGUAAAUUUCCAAAAUUUACCUUUUGAUAUAAAUUUACUAUGAUUUCUAUAUUCUUGAAGGUGAUGACUGCUCAGCAUAUGAGAAAGUUCUCAUGCAUAUUUAGUGAACAACCACUAACACCUUUAUGGCCGUUGGCAAUGAGCCACGCCUACCACGUAAUAUCUAGUGUCUCAGAUCUCUGUGGGUGAAGAGCGGUUGAAGCUCAUAAAUCUGCCGUUAGAAGUUGAGCAUGUGGAAUAAUAAGACAGAAGCAGAAGCAUGUCUAAUAUUAGGUGUGGACGACUUAUAGUGUUUUCUAUUAGGAAUAUAUAUAUAUAUAUAUAUAUAUAUAUAUAUAACCACUCUACGCUCAGUAAUUUUAUUGUAUUUGCACACGGUUUGCUGGCAUCCGAUUCAACUUUCUAAAUGGACAAUGUACGAAUGUUUGACAGUAUGCAUUGCUUAUCUCAACUGCUGGCUUUUAUCAAGUCGUUGAAUUCAAUCCGAUUGUCACUUAUGAAUGGUGGUGUGGUGAGAGCUGUCUACUAGCCAAGUGGUGGACAGUAAUUGAGGUCAAUGUUUAUGUAUCAAAUAUUAGUCAUGUUGUGGUGAGAGAUGGUUGCUGGCCAAAUCGGUUGACAGUAAUUGAGGUCAAAGUGGACAGGCGAAUACAGUUAACAUAUAGAUGAACUGACACAGCCACAAGCGAUGCAAGGUUAACUUUGUGUGAGAAACAACCAAUCAACAGACUGUAUUUUCUACUAACGUUGACCUACAAUAAUGUACAUAAAAAUCUAUAAAUACGUGUUGAUUUU
Molecule: messenger RNA, 5101 nt
Organism: Trichobilharzia szidati
Lineage: Eukaryota; Metazoa; Platyhelminthes; Trematoda; Strigeidida; Schistosomatidae
Source: the annotation of a GenBank genome assembly